AUGUCCACCAUUGUGAUCCAGACGGCAGGAAAUCUGAUGAAGGACAUGGACCAGGACCCUGAGCGUGCCAAAACGAUCAUGAACUUGAUUGCGUUUGAGCCAGCCUCGAACUCCACCGGCUUCUGCUUGGCACUGUACAAAUCCAUGGUAGAUGACAAGCGUGCAGGCCUGUUGCAGACUCAAGUCAUGACGAUGACGCUGGACAAGAUCUGGCGCAUGAAAGCGGACGACAAGAUUCGCAACGUGAUUGGCGCGCUGCAAGUGACGCCGAUGGACUUGUUGACCUUGUCCCCUGAGUGGCGACCUUCGGAUAUGCCUGUGGCCGGGUGCCGCUGGUCCACACGUGCUACCUUCGAAGUCCAGGUGGCACGUAGCCUCUGGACCAACUACGGUCAGGCUGGUGGAACCGCUCUGGAGAACAUGAUCGCCCGUGCCAUCGUGGAGAGGAAGAGCUUGCUCACGGAUGCAACAAAGACACUCCUACGAUUUGCCGCAUCCCAGUGCACCACGGCAGCCUCUGUGGGCGAGGAGUGCAAAAGAGUCGUCCAGCGGUAUCCUUAUACCAUUGUGGAGGAGAUGAAGGAGAAGGCGGACGACUUCUUCUACAUGAAUCGCAUCAGUACGACCACUUGUGCAGAUGCCGUGCUGGCUGCCAAAGUCUGCCAUUUGCAACUUGGGCCUGUGUCCAACAGCCUCGAGACCAGCGGCGCGGAUGCCAAGCAGCUGACCGACUACAUGGUCGAGAUGGCUGAGAUUGUGAAGGCAAGGACGCCAGGCGUGAUGAGGGAAAUUCUUGCAGUGAUGAAGGAUGAUGUGGACCUCACGCAUGAAUCAGCUGACAAGAAGAAGGCAUUGCUCGAGCACUUGUCUGAGCCAUCCCAUUUCAAGAACUUCUGCAAGCUUGCAAAAAUGUUCGAGGUGGAUGGCUGGUCAGGGAUGACCGACACCGGUGUUGACACCGUGGCCUUUGCUAUUGCAGACGGGGCUACUGUCCGGAUCAGGACCAUCCGUGCGGAGGCAGACUUGACACCGCAAACGUUCUCCACGGCGGCGCAAGUCAUCCACAAGCUACAGACAUUAAGCAAGGCCGCGAAGGCAGCAAAGGAGUAUGUGGAGGAAUGCAGCUUCAGUGGGCUGGUGCUGCCAGACAAGAUGAAGGAUGUUACAGUGGCGACGUUGAACAUCGCUUCCAAGCUUCAGGACCGUCCAUUGCUUUGGUGUAAGUCGCUGAUGCAGAAGGGCCAGACUUCGGGGCUGCUGGCUCUUGACGCCAGUGUUCGUGCAAACGUUGGUGCUCCGGCAGAACGGCUUCUGCGCCUAGCGCAGGUUGUGGAGGAUGCCACGAAGCCGACGGACCAGCAGCCGGAUCUCUUCGCGCUCGACAAGUACCAUGACAAGGCGCUGCUGAGCAGCUGCGUCGUGAAUUUCAUUGAGGUUCACGCGGCCAUCUCCGAGGGCGGCGAAUCCUUUGAUCUACAGAAGCUGCGGCAGGUGACGGCAAGCCUGGUCGCGAAGCUGGGCACAACCAUGAUGGACACUGCCCAGGCGAUCAGCGAGCUAAAGACUAAGACCUUGGCUGCUGCAAUCCCUAGGUUGGAGCCUUUGCAGCAAGCGCUGAAGGAUGAAGACAAGAAAGUCGCGCAGACCCUGUGCCAGAAGCUGAACGAGGAGACCCUGACGUUGGAGUGCUCUAAAGGCGUGUGGGUGAAAAUAUGCGAGUAA
Molecule: messenger RNA, 1722 nt
Organism: Symbiodinium necroappetens
Lineage: Eukaryota; Dinophyceae; Suessiales; Symbiodiniaceae
Source: the annotation of a GenBank genome assembly